This is a messenger RNA of Postia placenta MAD-698-R-SB12, 2034 nucleotides long. RefSeq lists its product as hypothetical. Lineage: Eukaryota; Fungi; Basidiomycota; Agaricomycetes; Polyporales; Adustoporiaceae. Gene Ontology annotation, cellular component: post-mRNA release spliceosomal complex. The transcript has 13 exons. The coding region runs from base 1 to 2034 and encodes 677 amino acids. Gene Ontology annotation, molecular function: RNA lariat debranching enzyme activator activity; zinc ion binding; nucleic acid binding. Gene Ontology annotation, biological process: mRNA splicing, via spliceosome. The record is from RefSeq and is a predicted model, not a curated record.
AUGUCUGCGCUGAAAAUACUUACUGUCGGCUCCGCUGCUGGUUCCAUCCGCGAGCUAUUCGCGAAGAUCAAGGCCAUAGAUGCAAAACAUGGCAAGUUCGACCUCGUACUCUGCGUGGGGGACUUCUUUGGUCCCCCGAAGGACGAAGGGGAAGCGUACAGCGAGGAUGACGAGGUGAUACAGCUAUUGGAGGGAAAGUUGGAAGUGCCUGUGGAAUGCUACGUCAUGCAAGGAGAGCAUCCACUACCUGCACCUGUGAUUGAAAAGUUUGCCAAGACGGGAAGCUUCCUCACUAAGGGUGUGAGUCUUUUUCACAAGUCCGGUAUUAUAACGACUCCACAAAGCCUCCGUGUAGCAUGUCUGGGAGGCAUCUAUGACUCGAACUUGUACGCGGCAGCCGAGUCUGCACACGGGUUCACCUCACCGUACUUCACCUCACAAACGGUCGAGAAGUUGCUUUCCAAUAGCCUGACCACGUCCCACCCUUCGGACCAAAAUUACACGUCUCUUGCAUCUAUCAAGGCAACAACCUCAUCCUCGCAACUCGUCGACAUCCUCAUCAGCAACGCGUGGCCUUCUGACAUUACGCGUUUUUCAUCCGCUCCCCUGCCUUCACCCGAGCUCUCUUCUAUAGGCGUCGAGCCCGUGGCCGAGGUCGUCCGCCGCACGAAGCCGCGAUAUCACUUCGCUGCCGGAGGUGGGAUUCCCCCGAAGUUCUGGGAGCGCGAGCCUUUCAUAUGGAACGAGGAGGGCGAUCGCAUUUCUCGUUUUGUCAGCGUUGGCGCAUUUGGUGGCCAACCGACCGAGGGUAAGAAGCAGCGAUGGUUUUAUGCGUUCUCGAUCACACCCAACUCGUCGACCGCUCCACCCCCUCGACCUGCCAAUGCGACUAAUAACCCGCUCACGGAGCAAGCACCCCGUGCACCCAAGCGGCCAUUGAUAGAAGACGAAGGUACAAAUUACCGAUGGGGGGACGUCAAGCAGCCUGGAAAGAGAUCCCGUAUUGAGCCUCAAGGCGAGCCCGGAAAGCCGCCACCUGGAUAUAAGUGCAAAAUUUGCGAGUCACCAGAGCACUUCAUUAUGGACUGCCCAGACAGAGCAAAACCUCACGAAGGUUACGUCUGCAAGAUUUGUAAUGAGUCAGGCCAUUUCGUUCGUGAUUGUCCGGUCAAGAAUGCGGUAGGCGAUACAGGCGGACGCAAACCCAAAGAAGGUUAUGUUUGUAGAGCAUGCGGGAGCGAAUUGCAUUACAUCCAAGACUGCCCAGUCGCAAACCAGUCUGGCGGAGGGAGACAUGGGGGGCGGGGGCAGCGGGGGCCGCCGAAGGAGAUUGCACCGGACGAAUGCUGGUUCUGUCUAUCGAAUCCCAAUCUCGCGAAACAUCUUAUUGUAUCAAUUGGGACUGAGUGCUAUGUUACGCUUCCCAAAGGACAGAUCGUCCCCACGCACACAGCGGCCGACCACCCAAAUGCCCCUGCCGUACCGGGCGGCGGACAUGUCCUCAUUGUCCCGAUUACUCAUUACCCCACGUACUCUUCCAUUCCCCCAGAUCUCGCCGCCCCAAUUGUACAAGAGACCGAACGUUACAAAGCCGCGCUGCAGGCGAUGUUCGCAAAGCAUAAGGCCGCCUUUGUCGCUUUCGAGGUCGGGCGGCUGAGCGCGAAGGGCGGGCACGCGCACGUCCAGAUCGUGCCUGUGCCAGACAAGUUCAAGCACAGUGUCGAGCAGGCGUUCCUGGACGAGGGACAGCGACUAGGCAUCCAGUUCGAGACCGAUCCGGAUGCCGCGCUGGAGGCCUGCAGCGGGGGACGAGGCAGCUACUUCCGAGUGGACCUGCCAGACGGACGCAAGAUGGUGCACCUGAUGAGGGACUCUGUGCCGUUCAGCAUUCAGUUUGGGAGAGAGGUGCUUGUGUCACUGCUGGGAAUGCAAGACCGAUUUGACUGGAAAGCAUGUCUACAGUCAGAAGAGGAGGACAAGGCUGAUGUGCAAGCAUUCAAGACUGCCUUCGCGCCUUUUGACCCUUCACUUUGA